CAAAGAAAGAGUGUAUACUUUCGAUGGUCGUGCCCGUUAGGUCGACCUGGACUGGUUUGUCCGGGGGCUUAUAACGGGCCCCGCCAGACCGCCGCCGACUGUCGCCCCGAGCACGACCAUUAAGUUUUCCACCAUGAAGUACGUAAUACUGCUGUGUGCGCUGACGGUGGUGGUGACCUGCCAGCAGUCCAACAAAUACGAUAACUUCAACGCUGAUUCCAUCAUACAGAACGAGAGGAUCCUCCUUGCUUAUUACAAGUGCGUCAUGGAGAAAGGACCCUGUACGAAGGACGGGAAGAACUUCAAAUUAUACUUGCCUGAGACCCUGUCAACCGCGUGUUCCCGUUGCACACCAAAACAGAAGGACGUCGUGCGAAAACUUCUCCUCGGCAUCAAAUCCAAGAGCGAGACCAGAUUCUUCGAGCUCCUAGACAAGUACGACCCCGCCCGUGCCAACAGACCAGCUCUAUUCAACUUCUUGAUUACCGGCAACUAGAAGACUACGAUUAAUG
Aricia agestis (brown argus) is the source of this 512-nucleotide messenger RNA. RefSeq names its product ejaculatory bulb-specific protein 3-like (gene CSP14). Bases 134 to 496 code for a protein of 120 amino acids. The transcript is spliced from 3 exons. Lineage: Eukaryota; Metazoa; Arthropoda; Insecta; Lepidoptera; Lycaenidae. The record is from RefSeq and is a predicted model, not a curated record.